Molecule: messenger RNA, 2172 nt
Organism: Trichoderma harzianum CBS 226.95
Lineage: Eukaryota; Fungi; Ascomycota; Sordariomycetes; Hypocreales; Hypocreaceae
Exons: 4
Coding region: 144-1847 (567 amino acids)
Molecular function (GO): flavin adenine dinucleotide binding; NADP binding; N,N-dimethylaniline monooxygenase activity
Source: RefSeq, a predicted model, not a curated record
AUCUAGCACCUGCAGACAGCUGUACGGAGUACAAGUUUACGGUUCCUUCCACAUUUCCCCCAUCAAUCCACCUAAUUUCUUCGUUCUAUAGACCUGAGACAUCAAGUCAAACAAGUUCCAAAUUACCAAGACGCCCACGAAAUAUGGCGGACAAACCCUCCUACAGCCAGUUCGCCUGCAUUGGCACUGGAUUCUCUGGCAUAGCUCUGGGAUGUUCUAUCAAGCGUUGGUACGGCAUUUCAGACGUCCGUUUCUUUGAGAAAAACGAUGAUCUAGGCGGCACCUGGCUAGUGAACCAAUAUCCGGGGUGUGCCUGUGAUAUUCCUAGCCUGCUCUACAGCCUGUCUUUCGCCCCCAAUCCCGAGUGGUCCUCACCCCUGCCCUCCCAACAAGAGAUUUGGCAAUACCUCAACAAGACGGCCAUCCAAUAUGGUCUCCGUGAAAAAAUGACCUUUAAUUCUACAGUUGAAAGAUGCGAAUGGGUUGAAGAAACCGGCCGUUGGCGCAUCACCGUCCGUAAUAAAAUCUCUGAUACUACGUAUAUCCAUGAAAGCCAGUUCCUCUUCAGCGCAGCGGGCAUUCUGGUCCAUCCUCGCAAGCCGGAUAUCCCAAACAUUGAGAGCUUCGACGGCCCCGUCUUCCACGCCGCUCAAUGGCGGCAUGAUGUUGACUUGACUGACAAAAAGGUCGCCGUCAUCGGCAAUGGCUGCUCGGCCGCACAAAUUGUCCCGGCAAUCAAAGACCAGGUUGAGCACGUCACGCAGUUUGCGCGGUCCAAGCACUGGAUCACUCCCCCGAUGCCAGCUCCCAACACUGAGUUGUUCCAGUGGAUGUUUAUUAACAUACCAGGAGCACUUGCUUUUUUCCGAUUCACUACGUUUCUACUGUGUGAGAAAAACAUGAAGGGCUUCUUCAUGAACAAGGCGGGUGCCGCGCAUCGCAGUUUUUUGACCGCCAAGGCCACGAAAUACAUCAAAGAAACGGCUCCCGAAAAGUACCAUGACAUGCUAAUUCCCGACUUUGAGUUUGGCUGUAAGAGGCGCGUAAAUGACAUGGGUUACCUGGCGAGCCUGCACUCUGAGAGCGUCACGCUCCGGAACGAUACCAUUGAGGAGGUGACGCCCACGGGCAUCCGCUCAAGGGACGGGUUCACAGAGGCAGACGUCAUAGUGCUGGCAACUGGCUUUGACUCAAAUACAUUUUGCACAAAUAUUGACGUGGUCGGCCGAGGAGGCGUUACGGCCGAGGAGCAUUGGAGUUCUCUUGGUGGACCAGGGGCGUACAGCUCGACCAGCCUUUCCGGCUUCCCUAAUUUCUUUAUGAUACUGGGUCCAAACACCCUUACAGGCCACACCUCAUCCAUCAUGGCGGCCGAGAACAGCAUCAACUACUCUCUUCGACUGAUCAAACCCAUCCUGCAAGGCAAAGCUACUUCUAUUGAUGUCAAGCUUGACGCAGAGAAGCAGUACAUUGAUCAGAUUCAAACGGAUCUCAAGGGCACGGUGUUCAAUUCCGGGUGUGGCAGCUGGUACAAUAGGGCCAAGAAUGGAAUUGUGCACAACGCCAUGUCUUAUCCCUAUUCGCAGCCCAACUUUUGGUAUCGCUGUCUGUUUCCUGUCUACAGGGAUUUCGAGUAUGAUACUGCCAAAAAUCAACCCCGUCAAGAGGUCUGGAAACGAGCCGCUCGGUAUCUUGUCUACGCUGCUGCGUCUCUGUCUAGCUUAAGCUUGAUGAUAUCUGGCAGCAAGAACAUGUGGGAUUUAACAAGCUAUGUGUCUUUCUUGCAAGAUCAGGCAAGCGUGUUUGGGAAUGGCCUCGCGGCAUACGCAAAACUGCGCAGCAAUUAGAUGCAAUAUGCCACAAGUUGUGAUUAGAUUAACCAUGUUGCACAUCUUAAUUAUACUGAAUCCAAUUAUUACUAUCCUAGACACAACAAGUUGCGGUGGAAGGGAGCACAAGAGCCGCUGCUCCAGGUGUCACAGGGCUUCAUUUAGCACAAGACUGGCGGCUAUCUGUCCGGGCAAUUGUCUGUACGUCUGCAACCUUUCAGAAUACCUCUACCUUCAAGGUUCUCAGUAUGUACUGAGGUACGAGUAGUGUGCUCGCCUCAACUAUCGGGCUGGUAGAUCCGAUGAGUACCUACCUGUGGGCAUCACGUCGGCAAACCUGGUU